CGUCAGUAAACGAGGAAGUGCCCAGCCUGUAGCUCGCGGGGGGGAGCCUGCCAUACGCGACCUCUUCUUUGGAGGAUAAACACAAGAAAGAUCUCCCCAUGGAGGGGGCGACCAGCAGCGAUGCUGCAGGUCAGCCCUUUGUGGCCGAUCAGGUUCCUUUCCUUCACCUCUGUACCACCUUAGAGAAGAUCCAGAAGUCUAAACUCCGACCCGAUAAAUCCAAGAUCCUCGGGGAUUUCAUCGAGUCGUGGAGGAAGUUCCACUCUGCCCUGCACCAAGACGACCCCGACACACCCGACUCCUUCUACCCUUCCAUGCGCCUCAUCGUCCCCUCCUGCGAACGCGAGCGAAUGGCGUACGGCAUCAAAGAGAGCAUGUUGGCGAAGCUCUACAUCGACGUGCUGGGCCUCCCGAGGAACGGAUCGGAAGCGAACAAGCUGUUGAACUACCGCGCUCCGACCGCAUCGCAAGGAGACGCCGGAGACUUCGCCGGCAUGGCGUACUACGUGCUGAAAAAACGGUGCCACGCCCAAGGAACCCUCAGCAUACGAGAAGUCAACGACUUCCUGGACUCGGUGGCCGUCGACAACGCGGGCAAGAAGAAGGACCUCGUGAAGAAGAGCCUGCUGCACCUCAUCACCCGGAGCUCGGCGCUCGAGCAGAAGUGGCUGAUUCGGAUGAUCCUGAAGGACAUGAAGCUCGGCGUCAGCAAAGAGACGGUCCUCCGGGCGUUCCACCCGGACGCGGCCGAGCUCUACAACGUCAACACGGACCUGGGCAAGGUGUGCCGGCAGCUCCACAGCCCCGCCGUGUCCUUGAGCGACGUCUCCGUCGAGCUCUUCUCCGCCUUCAAGCCGAUGCUGGCGGGCGUGGCCAACAUCCGCAACGUGGAGAAGCAGAUGGGCAACGGCGUCUUCUACAUCCAGACCAAGCUGGACGGUGAGCGCAUGCAGCUGCACAAAGACGGCGACGUGUACAAGUACUUCACCCGCAACGCCUUUGACUACACGCAGCAGUUCGGGGCGUCGCCGCUGCGGGGCUCCCUGACGCCGUACGUCCACGGCGCCUUCAAAGUGGUGAGCUGCAUCCUCGACGGGGAGAUGAUGGCGUACGACGCGACCACGGAGGCCUUCGUGCAGAAAGGGAGCAAGUUCGACAUCAAGAGGCUCGCCGACGACUCCGAGCUGCAGACGUGCUUCUGCGUGUUCGACGUGCUGCUGGUCAACGGCCAGAAGCUCGGCCGGGAGCCGCUGAAGAAGCGCCUCGAGACCCUCGGCACUGUCUUCACGCCGGUCAAGGGGCGGAUGCACCUGGUGCCGAAAGUCGACGCCCGGACGGUGCAGGAGGUGGUGGACGCCCUGAACGACGCCAUCGACGGCCGAGAGGAGGGCAUCAUGGUGAAGGACCCCGUGUCCGUCUACAAGCCGGACAAGCGGGGGGAGGGGUGGCUGAAGAUAAAGCCCGAGUACGUGGACGGCUUGAUGGACGAGCUGGACGUGCUGAUCGUCGGCGGCUACUGGGGCAAAGGGAAGCGCGGCGGCAUGAUGUCGCACUUCUUGUGCGCCGUCGCCGAGGCUCCGAAGCCCGGCGAGAAGCCGUCCGUCUUCCACACGCUCUGCCGCAUCGGCUCCGGCUACACCAUGAAGGAGCUGUACGACCUCGGCCUGAAGCUGGCCCAGCACUGGAAGGUCUACCGGAAGAGCGACCCGCCGGCCUCCAUCCUGUGCGCGACGGAGAAGCCGGAGGUCUUCAUCGAGCCCCGCGACUCGGUCAUCGUCCAGGUCCGGGCGGCGGAAAUCGUCGGCAGCGACAUGUACAGGACCAACUGCACGCUGCGCUUCCCCCGCAUCGAGAAGAUCCGCGAGGACAAGGAGUGGCACCAGUGCAUGACUCUGGCGGAGCUGGAUCGGCUGCGCGGCAGGGCGUCCGGGAAGCUCGCCUCGCGGCACCUCCGCCUCGACGGCGACGAGCCGCAGAAGAAGAAGCGCAAGGCGCCGGCGAGACCCAGGAAGGUCGUUGGCGUCAUCGAGCACUCCAAGCCCCAGGACCUCUCCGGGGUCGCCAAGGAGACGGAUAUGUUCGAGGACGUGGAGUUCUGCAUCCUGAACGGCACGGCGGAGCGGCCCAAGGCGGAGCUGGAAAAGGGCGUGGCCAGGUGCGGCGGCGUCUUGGUCCAGAACCCGGGGCCGGACACCUACUGCGUGAUCGCCGGCGCGGAGAACAUGCGCGUGAAGAACCUGGUGGCGUCCGACCGGCACGACGUGGUGCGGGCCUCCUGGCUGCUGGACUGCCUGGACCGGAAGGAGGUGUUGCCGUGGCAACCGCGCCACAUGAUCCACAUGUCGCCCUCCACCCGGGAGCGCUUCGCCGAGGAGUACGACGGCUUCGGCGACAGCUACUUCGCGGACACGGACGAGCGGCGGCUGCGGGAGGUGUUCGGGCGGAUGAGCGGCGCCGACGCGUCCGCGGCGAACGCCGGCCAGCUGGAGCAGAAGUACGGCUGGGAGGACGUCCCCACCAGCAUGUUCAGACCCUUCCGGGUCUACAUGGACGGCUACGCCGACAUCGGAGACCCCGGAACCGCCAUCGCCGCCACCGGUCUGGACAUCCGGGCCCUGGAGUUCCGUUACCACGGAGGUACGGUGGCGCCGGCGCCGGAGGAGGGAGUCUCUCACGUCGUCGUCUCGGAGGAGGCCAGGCUGCUCCGCUUCCGGACUCUGAGGCGCAGCUUCAGGGAGAAAUUUAAGAUCGUCCGCGACUCAUGGGUGACUGAUUCAAUCGGCGCGGGCCACCUGAUGAACGACACCGACUACCUGGUGUGAGGAGAACUCGGCGCUCGGGUUUUUAAUUAAUUUACUAUCGGCAGGUUGACAAAUAAAUCACGGUUUUCAAAGCGAGCGAGCGGCACUCCUCAGGGGGUCCGUGCUCGUUUUUAUUGUAGUGUUCUCAAUGAGCGAUCGCUUGUUCGUUUUAAUGAAUACGCCACUGUAAAGGUCAGCAGGCGGAGAUUUGUAUUUUUAAGUUUUAAAAGAUGGGGUUGAAUUGCGAAUUAUAUAUAUUUUUAAACCCCACCACCUUUACGCUUUUAGCCGAGCGGUUGCGAACACAUUUUAAGGGAACCAGGUUUUCCACGUUCGUCUUUAACCGCGGCCUCGAACACGCCGCUCUCUUUUUGUCUUUCUGUGCUUUUUUCUUUUUAUUUCUGUCCAAUCGUGAAGCACAACUCUAAUAAAUAACUUUAAGUACA
Pseudoliparis swirei is the source of this 3247-nucleotide messenger RNA. It is a transcript of the gene lig4, whose product is annotated as ligase IV, DNA, ATP-dependent. Gene Ontology annotation, biological process: nucleotide-excision repair, DNA gap filling; double-strand break repair via nonhomologous end joining; immunoglobulin V(D)J recombination. The record is from RefSeq and is a predicted model, not a curated record. Gene Ontology annotation, cellular component: DNA-dependent protein kinase-DNA ligase 4 complex; DNA ligase IV complex. Bases 99 to 2822 code for a protein of 907 amino acids. Gene Ontology annotation, molecular function: DNA ligase (ATP) activity; DNA binding; ATP binding. Lineage: Eukaryota; Metazoa; Chordata; Actinopteri; Perciformes; Liparidae. The transcript has 3 exons.